Corvus hawaiiensis (hawaiian crow) is the source of this 4968-nucleotide messenger RNA. It is a transcript of the gene ERI1, whose product is annotated as exoribonuclease 1. The transcript is spliced from 7 exons. Gene Ontology annotation, cellular component: nucleolus; cytoplasm. Gene Ontology annotation, biological process: exonucleolytic trimming to generate mature 3'-end of 5.8S rRNA from tricistronic rRNA transcript (SSU-rRNA, 5.8S rRNA, LSU-rRNA). Gene Ontology annotation, molecular function: nucleic acid binding; 3'-5'-RNA exonuclease activity. NCBI's taxonomy places the organism in Eukaryota, Metazoa, Chordata, Aves, Passeriformes, Corvidae. The coding region runs from base 1708 to 2721 and encodes 337 amino acids. The record is from RefSeq and is a predicted model, not a curated record.
UGGCAACAGGGGCGUUUGUGGCAGCACCAGGAGGGUGAAUUAAAAAAGGGAGCAAAUCCCUUCCCACUGCUGCAGUUUAACCCCCUCGGGCAACUAAGCAUGAUCACACAGCUGCUCACUCACCACUACCUCCUGGUGGGAAGGAAAAUAGGAAAAAAAGUAAACCCCAUACGUUAAGAGCAGUUUAAUAAUGAAAGCAAAGUAAAAUAUAAUACUACUAAUGAUAGUAAUUGCAAUGAAAGAGAGAGGAAUAAAACGCAAGAAAGACAAGUGAUACACAAUACAGUUGCUCACCACUCGCUGACUGAUGCCCAGCCCCUCCCCGAUGGCGGGAUGAUGGGGGAUGAGCAUCGUCAACUCCCAGGCAACUCCUCCCCCCCCCCCCCCCCCCCCCCUCCAUUUACAUACUGGGCACAGUGUUCCAUGAUAUGGAAUAUCCCUUUGGCCGGUUCAGGUCAGCUGUCCGACUGUGCUUCCUCCCAGCUUGUGCACCUUCUCACUGGAAGAGCAUGGGAAACUGAAAAGUCCUUGACUUAGAGUGAGCACUACUGAGCAACAACUAAAUCAUCAGUGUGUUACCCACAAUAUUCUCAUACUAAAUCCAAAAAAUACAGCACUUCACCAGCCUCUAACUAAAUUAACUAUCUCAGCCAAAACCGAGACACGCACAUAGCCCUGAGUGUUUUGUGUGACCUCACUUCUGCCAUCACUCCAUCAGGAGAAGACGAGACAGACCUUUAUGGCACACCCACCGAAGAUGACAAAUGCUGCCCAGCAGGUCUAGGGGAGGGGAUGUCAGCAUCUGCAAUGAGAUACUGGUGUGCCAGAGUGAGAUGGGAGGCUGAAGGUGGAUGCUGGGGCCCCAGCCACAACAGGGCAGAAGAGAAGAUUCUGGGCUGUUUAGCGGGGAGCAGAUGUGGAGGUGUUGGCGUGGUUGCAUCAGGUGGGUGCCAAUACACAUCGGCCUCCAUCACUGAGGGAUAUUGGACUGCACUUCAGGACUGUGGGAGGCACCUGCAGAAAAUAAACUGACCUGUGUUGGACAGAGACUUCACUGCUUUGCCUUCACCUCCUGGCCAAGAAGAUCCAGAGAGCUUACACGUGUCUCGUGCCACCCACCUCACCCUGCUUGUUGACUGUGGAUUAAAGGAUAUGGGGAACAGCAGGCAAGGCAAAUUCCCUGGCAGGAAAGGGCUGGGGGCCAACUGCAUCCUUCUGGUAGCUGUGAGCUGGCACCCAACACACCACGGGUGUCCCAGAUCCAUGUUUUGGGUGCUCUGUGCAAAGUCAGUGUCAUGAGAAGGAGCACGGAGGCAUAAAUGAGGUGUCUGUCCAGCGUGUGUUUCCCGUAACACGGAGAGAGCUUCCAAAGAGCCGCCGUGACCCCAAACCCCGGGGGGACUGCUGGGCAAAUUCCCAGGAGGGCUGAGGCAGGCGCAUGAGGCGGGGGUGCUGCUGCAGAGGGGCAGGGCCGAGGGCUGGCGGGACAGCCGGGGGUGAGGCGGCCCGGCACGCGUGGCACAAGCGCACCACAGUGUUUGAAACCCGAGGGGGACGCCGGGAGCCGUGGCCGCAGCUGCUCGGGUCUCACGCAGCCGAACGAGCGGGGCGGUGGAGCCGCCGCUCCGCCCAGGGGCGGGCUCCGAGCUCUCCCGCCCCUGACGGGCCGCCGUCGCUGCCACGGUUCCCGCCGCUACUGCUGCCGCCAUGGAAGAGCAGAAGGAGAACCGCCCGCAGGCCGCCCGGGACGAGGCGCCGGCCGCUCUCGCAGCCUGCCCGCCGGGUAAGCAGCAUUGUAGGAUCAGUGAUCAAGAAACUAAUGGCAAAACCUCAGCUGCCAGUUCAAACGACUUCAGUGAUCCGAUUUACAAAGAAAUUGCUAUAACCAAUGGUUAUAUCAACAGAAUGACCAGAGAAGAGCUCAGAAGUAAACUCGCAGAGUUCAAGCUUGAAACCAGAGGAGUGAAAGAUGUACUGAAAAAGAGAUUGAAAAAUUAUUAUAAGAAACAGAAGCUGAUGCAGAAGGAACACACUAAUGGAAACAGCUGCUAUGACUACAUCUGUGUUGUUGACUUUGAAGCAACAUGUGAAGAAGGAAACCCACCUGAAUUUGUACAUGAAAUAAUUGAGUUUCCUGUUGUCUUAGUAAACACACGUACCCUGGAAAUAGAGGAUACCUUUCAGCAAUACGUGAAGCCAGAGAUUAAUCCCAAGCUUUCAAACUUCUGCAUCAGUCUGACAGGAAUAACCCAGGACAUUGUUGAUAAAGCUGAUACUUUUCCUCAAGUUCUGCAGAAUGUUGUAGAGUGGAUGAGACAACGAGAACUGGGAACAAAGUAUAGCUAUUCCAUGUUGACUGAUGGAUCGUGGGAUAUGAGUAAAUUUUUGAACAUCCAGUGCCGUAUUAGCCGUAUCAAAUACCCUUCUUUCGCCAAAAAGUGGAUCAAUAUUCGCAAAUCAUAUGGGAACUUCUACAAGGUUCCUAGGAACCAGACCAAGCUGACAAUCAUGCUUGAAAAUCUGGGCAUGAAUUAUGAUGGGAGACCUCACAGUGGACUUGAUGACUCUAAAAACAUUGCAAGGAUAGCUAUAAGGAUGCUGCAGGAUGGCUGUGACCUUCGGGUGAAUGAGAGAAUUCACGGUGGACAGCUGAUGACAGUCUCCUCCUCAGUCCCCUUAGAGGGAGCCCCUGCUCCACAGAUGCCCCGCUACAGAAACUAGCAGUUCAGGGUUCUGCCUCAGGAACUGCCCUCAGAUACCCGCUAAAGACUCCAGAGCUUAGUAAAUGGCCACCUCUGCCAGCUUGUCUGCCAUGCAGAAUCCUAAAGCACCUUAACUAAUCAUCUCUGUUGAAAUAAAGAGGAGUGUGGAAGCUUUUUGCUCUUAGAAGCCUGUUACAGCAAUUUUUUUUUGUACUGAUGACUUCUGUUGUUGUUUCCAACUUAGCUAGCAGUGAGGUUGAUAUCUGGAAUCCAGACAAAGUGUUAAGCUUUUAAGAGCAUGUAAUUUAAACACCUGCUAAGAGGGAUUGAGUCUGUGUGCCCACAGCCUGUGGGUAGUAUUUGUUCACUGUGAUGUACUCCAAUCAUAUCUAGCAUCUCCUUAUUCAUUGCACACAAAUAAACCAUUCCUGGAAGAACUGAAAGAGCAAUGGUUGGGCUGGCCCUUCCUGAUAAGGCACUCUUCUAAGGGUUCCUGCCAAUUUUUUUGUUUUUUACAAAGUCUAGGAGAAAUGGGUACGCAUUCAUCAGUUCUAAAGCAGUAGAGGAGUACUCUGUUGUUUGGGGUUUUUCUUAAAGGGAUAUGUUUGUCUGCUUCCCCAUCAAAUGGAGAGCUGGGUGUUGAAUAAAAAUUCCAUUAAUGUUAUAUGACAGUAUUUUUCUAACCUGUGUUUCAAAGGGGAAGGUUCUUCAGAUUUUCACUUUGAGGAUCACAUCUCCUAUUCCUACAUAGCUGCCCUUCAUUUAAUGUUGUUUUUAGACACUAUCAGCCAUUUGGUCUUAACAAUGAGUGAAGUAAAGUAAGUUCAAAACAUGCCAGGUUGUUAAAAUUUCAUGCUGUGUGAUUAUUACAUAAAACAGGAAGUUUCUCAUUCAUGGCUAAAGCCAUGCUUAGCUAUUUUUGGUAUCUUCUUGUGCUUCUACCACCAUGAAGCUAUACCUUUAUUGCAAAACCUAACAUUGGAAGAUUAAUGUAAUUUUAUUAUUAAAGGCCACAGCUAAUUACUAACUACUUCUGCUUUCUCCCCGGGCCUCAGAUAAGAUGAUAUUCAAAAGAGGCCAGAGUGUUAAUUUGCUUUGUCUCCAUGGACUGUUACAAAGUGCACCAUUAAUGUGAUCAACUCUGCAUUAGAAUGGCUUGUUCUGAAAAGUGGAAUAAUAUAUUUUGGUUGCUCUUAGUUAAAAAAAGAAAAAGAAAUUUGCUAUCCCUAUGUUACAAUUCACCCGUUUUGCCAUUUACAUUCAGGACACAAAUGACCAAUUAAUAAACUUUGUUAAGAACACUGACUGUUUGACUAAUCAAACUCCUCCCAGCCCUGCUUUGCUCUUCUGACUGUUAAACUGCAUCAAUGGAACUGUGAAACCUUCCAUUUUAAAUUCAUGUAAGAGGGAGAAGUGUUAGUCAAUUCUCAGUUGCUUCAUAUGUUUUCUUUCCUGAGUCACAGAUUUGGAUGGUCAUAACUGCUUAGAAUGCUGGUUUUUAGUUUAGUUUUGGUUUGGUUUUUUUUUUCCCCUGAAAGCAGAUACUUGUUCUCUUGUAGAGUUUUGUUGAACUUUACGGUUUCUUUUCCUUUUGUAGCCAUACUUGAUGGAUUUUCAGAAGGUAAAAUCCGAAUCUCUGAUAUGCUUGCUCCUAAAAUACCAUGUAUCUGUCAGCCCAUAUUUUGUACAAAUUCCUAUAUACAUGCUUUUCACUGUAGUGACUGUAGUUCCUCUUUUUCUGAAGUACCAUGGUAAUUUACUUCUUUUGCAUCUGAGUUACUGUUGUGCAAGUUUCUGUGAUGAAACAGUCUGGUUCAGCAGAUCUCUCCUGGGCAGCCAGAGACUUUAUCACUAGUCUUUAUUUACAGGAACCGGGCUCACAGUCGAAUGAGAAACUUCUAUUUGUUGCAGAUUAUACUACAGGUUGCAUAAGAGCUGUUGUAAUUGUACAUCAUUUAUUUUAAGUACAGAGUUGUUUAUUUUUGCUAAGUAACGUCAAAAAGAUAUUUUGAGGUAAGGGUUAAAUAAUGAUUGUUUUCUGUUUACUGCUUGAGUAGGUUGGGAUGCUUUUUAUCAGUGAGCUGUAGAAUUCAGUAGAAUCAUUCCAGAUACUAUUUUAUCUGUCAGAUUAAUGUCAAACUGUAAGCUGGAAGUAUUCUCACAGACUAUUUGAUUCUGUGAUUUUGAGAUGAAGUGAAUUUUAACAAUGUUUGCUGAUUUUUUGGAAAUGUAAACAAAGUUAUUAAAAUAAUUUCAUAUUUUUAAA